This is a messenger RNA of Coffea eugenioides, 1875 nucleotides long. RefSeq names its product probable pectate lyase 8. The transcript has 7 exons. Lineage: Eukaryota; Viridiplantae; Streptophyta; Magnoliopsida; Gentianales; Rubiaceae. The record is from RefSeq and is a predicted model, not a curated record. Bases 46 to 1323 code for a protein of 425 amino acids. Gene Ontology annotation, molecular function: pectate lyase activity.
AGUGUCUCUCUUAAAUAUUUCAGUCUUUGUUCAUUGUUAACCAUAAUGCUCGUAUCUCUAAAUGCGGGUGCAGAAACAGAAAGUUACGUUGAGGACGGCAAGGUGUUGCAGAGCACAGGAAACUCAACAAUCCCAUUAAGGCCAAAUGAAGAGGCUGAAUUCAAGCACGAGCACGCUGUCGUCGAUCCAGAAAUGGUCGCUUCCAUGGUUGAUAUGAGCAUACGCAAUAACACAGAGAGGAGGAAAUUGGGAUUCUUCUCAUGCGGGACAGGAAAUCCUCUUGAUGAUUGCUGGCGCUGUGACCCAAACUGGCAACGCCACCGCAAACGCCUGGCCGAUUGUGCCAUUGGAUUUGGGCGCAAUGCCAUUGGCGGUCGUGAUGGCAGGUUCUAUAUAGUCACGGACCCUGGUGAUGAUGACCCUGUUAACCCCCAGCCUGGAACACUUCGUCAUGCCGUAAUUCAGGACAGGCCUCUCUGGAUUGUGUUCAAACGGGACAUGGUGAUCACCCUAAAGCAAGAGCUUAUUAUGAACAGCUUUAAGACAAUUGAUGGCCGGGGUGUUAAUGUUCACAUUGCAAACGGGGCUUGCAUAACCAUCCAAUUCAUCACCAAUGUCAUCAUUCACGGCCUCCACAUACAUGACUGCAAACAAACUGGUAAUGCCAUGGUUCGAAGCUCCCCAAGUCACUAUGGCUGGAGGACAAUGGCUGAUGGUGAUGGCAUUUCCAUAUUUGGUUCGAGCCACAUUUGGAUUGAUCAUAAUUCUCUUUCCAACUGUGCUGAUGGCCUCAUUGAUGCCAUCAUGGGCUCUACUGCAAUUACCAUCUCUAAUAACUACUUCACUCACCAUAAUGAGGUUAUGUUAUUGGGCCACAGCGACGGCUACGUUAGGGAUAAGAAUAUGCAGGUCACCAUUGCCUACAACCAUUUUGGGGAGGGGCUGAUACAGAGGAUGCCAAGGUGUAGGCAUGGAUAUUUCCAUGUGGUAAAUAAUGACUACACUCAUUGGAAGAUGUAUGCGAUUGGUGGCAGUGCUGAGCCAACCAUUAACAGCCAGGGGAACAGAUAUCUGGCCCCUGCCAACCCCUUUGCUAAAGAGGUGACAAAGAGAGUGUUGACAAAUGAAGGGGUUUGGCAGCACUGGAACUGGAGGUCUGAUGGGGACCUAAUGCUGAACGGAGCCUACUUCACUUCAUCUGGCCUUGGAGCUUCGGCCGGCUAUGCCAGAGCCUCCAGCUUAGCAGCCAAGUCCUCUUCAUUAGUGGGAUCCCUUACCUCUGGUGCUGGGGUCCUUUCUUGCCGCAGAGGGCACCAAUGCUAAUCGGAUCAAAAGUACACUUGCUGAAAGAGUAUACAGCAGUGAUUAUAAAGUUGAACAUGUAUCCAAUUUUAUCAUUCCGUAAGAGCUACUAAACUGAAGCCUACCCAAUUUUCCUACUCCAUCCCUUUUCCAGAAUCUUUUCCUCAAUUCUGUCCCUAUUGGUAUCUUAUCUCUCGCGUACAUCUUUUUUCACGGCAAACGAAGUCAACCCAUCUCAAUCAUCUCUAAGUCCCGGUUCCACCUAUUGUUCAACCUCGGCCUGCUUCAGUUUCAAACUUUGAAACUUUGAGGGGCGCAGAAGCCGAUGUUCCUUGCUCUAUCCCUGCAUCUCUCAUUCCUCUUCCCAUGCAAACAAUCAUUUUUCUUCUCUUUCAUUUAAAUUUUUAGAGUCCAUUAAUUUGACCUCCCUUUCUUCUGCAUGCGAGGGGAAGAAUCUCCUUCCUAUAUGCCUCAAAAUUGCUUAUACAGAGUUUUAGAGAUUGGAGACAAGAAAAAAGAAAGAAGAAACUCAAUUCUAGAACGAUGUAAUUAUGGUUUGGACUACGUAGAAAA